This is a messenger RNA of Pseudomassariella vexata, 2022 nucleotides long. RefSeq lists its product as uncharacterized. The transcript is spliced from 4 exons. The coding region runs from base 49 to 1959 and encodes 636 amino acids. NCBI's taxonomy places the organism in Eukaryota, Fungi, Ascomycota, Sordariomycetes, Amphisphaeriales, Pseudomassariaceae. The record is from RefSeq and is a predicted model, not a curated record.
GACAAAGGUAAAGACAAAGAAAUACUCACCAAUAACGACUGUUACGAAAUGGCGGAUACAUCAAUACUUUCAAGCCUGUAUUACUCCAACAACGCAAACGUGUUUUACCCAUAUUACGUCGAUCAGUUCCGUUAUGGCAUUCUCCCUGUCGAAUAUACCUUCCCUGAGAAUCUCACAAUCUCAUCGUUUCCCUAUGGAUACGCACUGCUCAAAUUCCUUCUUUCGGCUGGAAAUCUUACUCAAGACUGCAAUUUGGCAUCAUCCUGGUAUGCCCACAGCCAGUUGGGAUCAAACGAGAAUGCCAGCUUUGGGUACGGCAAUGAAACCAUCAACAUCGAUUUCCUGCGGCUGGCUGCGCCAGAGCUCGUCACAAAAGUGACCGACUCCGAAAUAGCAAGUUUGUACAAUCUCAUGGCAAAUUCGACAACCCUAGAGAACAACGUGGCCAAUGGCGUGCUUAACAUAACCCGACCGGUCAUUGAGUAUUAUUGCCUUUCGCAUCAGCUUGCGGCCGAUGUACAGCUGGUACCUACCAACCAGGACUGCGAUAUUCAGCUUCAAUACUGGGCAUAUCCAGGUCAUGAAUCCAUUGAUGAAACAAUGAAUGUUAUGGCGGCUUAUGCUUCCUUACCAGCCCAGUACCAUAAUAUCUCAAUUCAGACUUUCUGGGGAUGGUAUAAAGCUCAGAACGUAUCGACGACAGCGGAAAUAUACACACAGAAAAAAGAUUGCUAUCAGUCUGUCUGUGCAACACUGAAUUCGUCGGGAAACCCAGACAUCGCUGGUAUUGGGAUUUGUCAGAUGUUUAUCUCCUAUAUCCUCGAAGCUUUGCUCGCUUCAUUUAUAAUCGUUCAGACUUGCUGGCAUAACUGGCGUUAUCGGAAACUCGGUUCGAACACCACAGCAAGCGCCGAUACUCUGCGGGAAGAUUUUGCUCAAGCAACAGAUACGUUCCUCGAUAAUGGAAUCGUAUUUCUGUUGUCACUCACUGUUGCGCUUUUGGCAGUCGGCUCUCAUGAAACGAUCGUAUAUAACGGCUUGAUCACGCAACUAGCCUGUUAUUUUUCAGCCAGCGCAAUUCUCGCCGUUGCUGCAAUUCCCCGUCGUGGGUUUGAUCAAAGACCCACUCUAUGGGUCACCCUGAUCAUCUGUCUUCUGCUGCUCACUUUUGUUAGCGGUAAAGUAGGCCAAUAUGACACUGACCUUGGGGCUUUUUCAGAUGAGAGGACUGACAAGCUCAUAUUCGGUAUCGGGACCCUUGGUGUGGAACUGAAGUAUGUUCAGAUUAUCAACUCUAUAGGCGCCACAGAAUUCUUUAAUGAAUUUGGUGUCAGCAUUCCUCCUCAGCCUUUUACAGUAUCGUCUUGUUUGAUCUGGGGCAUGUUUUACACACAACCUGUGCUUUUUGGUGAUGAGUAUCUUUUUGCUACCGUUUUUGUCGAGAUUUUUGGAUACUGCUUAGGGAUUUUGCUUUUCAUCCUUCUUACCAAGAUUAUAUGGUGGCGAUAUUAUCAACAGCGAGCGAUGGGCUCUUACUACACGGAAGAAACGGUCGGAUACGGACAAGUGUUGUCGCUCUUUCUGUGGACCUCGGUUUUCAUUGCUUUUGUACAGAUUAUUACAAAAAAAAUACCAAAAUCAUGGUACUCUAGAAUCCCGACAAUUCCGUUCUGGCACUCCCGAAAGAAGGCAUCAGCCCAGGGUAUACAGUUACAGCAGCUGGCUCCCCUCAUUGCCACUGUAACACCCGCGUCACCGACAACAGCGGGUAUCCAUUCUGCUUUGCCAGGCAAUGCAUCAAAUCCUCCUUCAACCGCACCAACUUCCAACAGUAUGGCAAAUUUUCACCCAACGGCGAUGACUCUCAAUAAUGUGGUAGAUCCUUUUCCAACAACAUCUACAACCAACAAUCAAGCAUCCGACCCAUCUCGCGCCCAGCGACGUACGAAUACUCGUUGAAUUGUUACCGCUGCAAAUUCGACAGGCUUACGACAACAUAGCGGAGUACAAUGCGAGGAGGGG